AUGCAGUCAUUAUCGCAUUUAACUGAGACUGACAAAGAAAUUCUGCAGAACUCAUGGAAAGUUGUCUCCAGGGACAUGCAGGGCAUAGCGGAAGAUAUCUUUCAAAUGAUCUUUGAGCAAGCUCCUGAUGCCAAACUCCUGUUUUCCUUCAUGCUGAAAGAAUCAGCCAAUGACGAUAAGAAGUCCAAUGAGUUUUCAUUCCAUGCUCUCCGUUUCAUUCAAGUCAUAGAAAGCACAAUGAAUCAUAUUGAUGAUCCUUUAUCCCUCGAUACAUUGUUUCUCAAUUUAGGAAAGAUUCAUGCUCGACACGAGGAACAUUUGGGAUUUAGCUCGCAUUAUUGGUCAGUUUUUAAAGAAUGUGUUCUGUUCCAUUUCCGGAAGGCAAUGCAGGCAGACAAAAUGAAAAACAAACCAGUGAAAAGAUCUUCCAAACGUGUUAGUAUUAAAUCAACAGCUGAAAUAGAUUCUGCUAUAAUAUUAUGGAGAGAAAUGCUUCGAUUCAUAAUUAGCAAAAUGAAAAUAGGAUUGGAGUCUAACGGACUUAUUCGCAAAGCUAACCGCAUUGAAGUUAUAAACUGUUUGGCUGAUAGUAAUCAAGGGUCACCAGACAUCAAACAAGGAGUAUCUCAAAUAUCACAAGCCUUACGCCGUACCGAGCUCAGUGUCAUUGUUCCUGACUACUUUAUUCGCAGAAAAUCUGCAGAAAUAUCUCCGGAAAGAAUGGAUAAUAAAUAA
Auanema sp. JU1783 is the source of this 735-nucleotide messenger RNA. The record is from the annotation of a GenBank genome assembly. Lineage: Eukaryota; Metazoa; Nematoda; Chromadorea; Rhabditida; Rhabditidae.